Messenger RNA from Dioszegia hungarica, 9444 nucleotides. RefSeq lists its product as uncharacterized. The record is from RefSeq and is a predicted model, not a curated record. Gene Ontology annotation, biological process: late endosome to vacuole transport; mitochondrion organization; protein targeting to vacuole. Gene Ontology annotation, cellular component: extrinsic component of membrane. Bases 1 to 9444 code for a protein of 3147 amino acids. Lineage: Eukaryota; Fungi; Basidiomycota; Tremellomycetes; Tremellales; Bulleribasidiaceae. The transcript is spliced from 32 exons.
AUGCAGACGCUCAAGGCGGCCGCCCUGAGCCUGCUCAAUAUUUACGUCUCGCCCUAUGUCGAGAAUCUGAACGCACAGGAUCUAUCACUAUCAGUCUUUGGCGGUAAUCUCCAAUUCCACGGUCUGCACCUAAAGAAAUCUCUCCUCGAGCGGUUCGGACUCCCCGUCGAAAUCGUCGCGGGCGAUAUCGGGACAUUAUCUGUCACUAUCCCAUGGAGCAAGAUCGGCCGAGAGCCCGUCAAAAUCUCGAUUGAUGAUGUCUAUAUUUUGGCGCGAGCACGGCCGCAGGGCAAGGUAGAUCCGGAGGAGGACGAACGGGUGGAGCAGGCGACCAAGCAGGAGAGGCUGAAGAGUGCCGAGGCGGUGGAUAAUGCGACGAGUCAGGUAGCAGGGGAUGAUGGAUCGAAACAGACAUAUGUCGGAGCUAUCGUCAGCAAGAUUGUUGAUAAUGUCCAAAUACAUGUCAAGGGCAUACAUGUCCGAUAUGAAGACGGAACAAAUACGCCAGAUCACCCAUUCGCAGCGGGUAUCACCCUCGACGAGUUCAAGGCGGUAUCGACCGAUGAGAACUGGGUCGAGGCGUUCAUCCAGAACAGCAUGAAGGGGGUUCACAAGCUCGUCAAGCUUGCGGCGCUCGGGGUGUAUUUUGAUACCGACACUGGAAGCCUGGACAAGGGAGACAGGGAAGGGACGAUUGGCGCGCUGAAGCAAAUGUUGAGUGGGCCGGGGAAGCACCAGUAUAUCCUGAAGCCAGUCACGGGAGAAGCGAGGCUCAUCGUCAAUAAGACGAUGUCGAACGAGAUACCCAAAGUCGACGGUCAAAUCAUCUUCGACGAAAUUGGCCUCGUUCUCGACCAAGACCAGUACCGAGAUGUCCUUUCCGUCGUCGACGUCUUCCACUUCUACCGCCGUACCCACCAAUACCACAAAUUCCGGCCGCCAGAGAUCGAGAUGGAGCAGAAUCCGGCCAAGGCGCGGCUCAAAUUCGCGCUCAAUGCGAUUGCGGCCGAGGUGCACGAUCGGAAUCGGAGGUGGACGUGGGAGUAUCUCAGCGAGCGGAGGGAUAUGCGGAAGAAGUAUGUGGAUGUGUAUGUGAAGCGGCUGGCGCUGCCAGAGGGGAAGCCCUUACCACCUGAUGACGCGAAAGAGCUGGCGGACAUGGAGAGUCAGCUGGCAUAUGAAGAUAUUCGGUUCUUCCGGUCGGUCGCGCGUGUUCAGGCGAAGAAGGACGCUGCCACUCGACGGAAGAUGGAGGCUGAGCGGAAGAAGGAGCAGGCUGGCCGCCAGACCUGGAACGAGUGGCUCUGGGGCCAAGGGCCAAAGCAGGACACAGAGGAAGGGAUGACGCAAGAGGAGAAGAAGGAGCUGGACGACAUCAUCGACUAUACCCCCGCCUCGGCCGACGAGAUCAUGGGCAACCAGCCCAAGGACUUUAUGCGGGCUCGGAUAUCGGCUCGACUUAAUAAAGGCUCAUUCUCCCUCCGCGCGGAUCCGCACGGUCGGAACUCGGACAUUAUCGCUCUCGUCUUCGACUCGUUCACUGCCGAUGCUACGCAGUAUACCGAAAGUGUCGCCGCCAAGGUCGCGCUCGGCGGAUUCAGGGUGUAUGACGGUACCAUGCCCGGCUCGCUGUACCCCCAGAUCGUCCGCGUCAAGGAUAUCGAGUCGGAUCCGAGCGGGCCGCAGCGCCAGACGUCGCUCGACGUGGGCGGGACAGACGUCGCGCUCGCGGAGAUCAGCGACGGGAUGGUAGCCGACGACAAGGCGGAUCCGUUCUUCGUCAUGGAGGUGGAACAUAAUCCGUUGGAUGGAAGAGCGGACAAUGCGGUCACAGUCAAGAUGCGGCACUUGGAGAUUAUAUAUCACAAGGGGUAUGUUGAGGCCGUGGUGGCGUUCUUCAAGCCGCCAGAGAGUCAGCUGGAGAGUAUCGGUGCGUUGCUGGAUGCCGCCGGACAGACUCUGGACGGGCUGCGGAAGGAGACGAGAGCGGGGUUGGAGUAUGCUUUGGAACAGCACAAGACUGUGGAUAUCAAGGUCGACAUGAACGCUCCUAUUAUCAUCAUUCCCAUGAACGUCACCGAGGCAGACUGCCAAGCGCUCGUGCUGGACGCUGGUCAUAUUGCCAUCGAAAGCAAGCUUGUCGACAAGGACCAAGUCAAGGAGGUCCAGAGCAAGCGCGGGAAGCAGUACAGCAACGACGAUUACCGCCAACUCGAGGAUCUCAUGUAUGAUCGCUUGUCGCUCCGGCUGGAAUCCACUCAACUGCUCAUGGGUGGUAAUGUCGAAUCAUGUCUCCAGGCUCUCGACAAGGUACACGAACCAGGAGCGGCCGAGCUGCACAUCCUGGAGCGGAUCAACAUGAACUUCUCGGUCCAUAACGCCAUCAUCAACACCUCGACGUUGACACGCUUCAAGAUUGCUGGAGAAUUACCGGAGCUGCAGGUCAAUUUCUCGGAUCGCAAGUACAAAACCCUGAUGCGCUUCAUCGACGUUGCUAUUCCCAAGUUUGGCGAUGAUACUGCGCCUGCACCAGCGGUCCAGCCGGCAGCUGCGCCACGGAGAAAAACAACUUUCCGGGCUGCGCCGAUCGAAGAGUACAACCUGGACGACAAUCGGUCGGUACAUUCUUUGCGGACGGUUGAUUCGAGGGAUGACGCAUCGUCGAUAGAUGAGAAGGGCGAAAAAUUCUACGAGGCUCAGGAUGAUACCACUGAGACACAACGGAACGCGAUGUCGCAGAUCAGUUUCGAGUUCUCCUUCCAGGUCGGCAAGCUCCAAGCUUCGCUCUACAAGGCCAACGGGGCUGGAGAGGAGAAAGCCCUCGCCGAUGCCGUCCUCGAAGGAUUCGGUCUCACUUUCGCCCUGCGCCAAUACGACAUGUCGGUCGACCUAUAUCUCCGGAACGUCACGCUGGCGAUGAUUGAGCAAGGCAAGGUCCGAAAGCCCUUACUCUCAUCGGCCAGCACCGGGUCCUCAGCAUCGGAAGACCACAAACUCGUCAAAGUGCGGUAUAUGAAGGUGCAAAAGGACUCGCCGGAGUUCAUGACCAAGCAUGACGGAAUUGACCAGAGCGUCAUUGCCGAGCUGUCUACCUUUAAAAUUACGGUGGCGCCCGAGCCUAUCUUGGCGCUUAACGACUUCAUCAUGACUACCUUUGUGCCGCAGGAUGAGCAGCCAGCCGCUCAGGUGCAAAAGGCGGAUGAGGGUGAGGCGGUGGUGGUGGUUCCGCCACCGUCUUCGGAUAAGAUCCGAGUACGGGUUCAUCUGACCAGCGCCCAGAUCUCACUGGAGAACAAUGGUCUCGCCUUCGCUCUGCUCGAGUUGACGCUCGCCAAUGUCAACAUCAUGCUUCGGAACGGGACCAUGCGGGUCAGCGCUCGGCUGGGCAACCUCUCGCUCGAGGACCUCACGGAUGACGAGGUAGCCAAUCCUGCCUUCAAGAAGCUACUCGCUAUCGAAGGGGACGAACUCGCCGAGUUCAGCUACGAGACUUUCGACCCCACGGACAAGGAGACUUUCCCCGGCUUCAACUCGUCGGUGCAUCUCAAAGCGGGCUCGCUCAAGUUUACCUUCAUGGAGGGACCCGUACACAGCUUAUUUGGCUGGGCGAUGCGUUUCGCCCAGCUAAAGGCGGUGUACGAUGCGGCCUCACAGGCGGCGGUCCAGCGCGCCUCGGAGGUCACGCGGAUGCACUUUGACCUGCUCAUCAAUACGCCUAUCGUCGUCCUUCCCCGUGACGGACUGGUCAGCGCGGACAUGCUGGUUCUCAGGCUUGGAGAGAUCUUUGCCAAGAAUCGGUAUCUCGGCGACCCGAACGAUACGUCUACCAUCGACGCCGGACUACGGGGCAUAAGUGUCUCAUCCGAGAUGGUGCAUGACGGGAAGAGGGAAACGCUCAAGAUGGUCGAUGAUGUCACGAUCUCGGCGACCGUCAAGCAGGCAGGAGGGGAGACGCAUCGGUCCGAUCCGAAAGCAGCGGAUAUGGAGGUUUCGACCGAGAUGUCCGACGUCAAAAUGUCGUUGACUCAGCUCCAAUACACCCUCUUGAUGUCCAUUAUCCAGGCGCUUCCUCGGGCCCUGUCCAGCCUUUCGGAACCGGUAGCUACCGGCGACACCCCCCUUCCCUCGACAGCGGUAUCUACCGCUCCUGCCACCCCCAUGUCCGAGACCGACACCCAGGUUGACCUCCAACCGGAACUCGCCAUCACCGAGAGCAAGGCUGGCUCGCUAUGGACCACCAUGCUGGUCGACUUUACGGUCAACUCCAUCUCGCUGGAAGUCUACACCGUCCAGGCGAUCAACGCCGGCGAUCUGGAAACGUACAGCAUCGCUCGCUUUGGGCUUAUGAAGACCCACGUUGGGCUCAAGCAGCUCAGCGACGGCGCAAUGGAGGCGGAGUUUUCGCUCAAGACUAUUGCCUUUACCAGCACUCGGGCUGGAAAGAGCGUCUUCCGCGAUAUCAUCCCGCCUGCUUCGCACGAUGGCAAUCAGGUCAUGGUUCAAUACACCAAGUCUGGCGGUCCGACCGGCUCGGCUACGGCGAUCGUCACGAUCGAUAGCCCAAAAAUCAUCCUCGCUGUCGAUCCGCUUGCUGCUCUCCUUGAAUUUGCCGUCAGCCCCUUCACCGACUCUGCACCGGCAGAGGAGGCGGAAGUGGCGGAGGUUCCGGAGCAGCAAGGGAAGACUGAGGCGCCGGCGCAACCUGGGUCGCUGUCUUACCGGGUCGAGAUCAUCCAGUCAACCAUCAUGGUCAUUGCCAAUGACUCGGACCCCAAAUCCCAGGCGAUCCAGCUGCAGGUCAAGGAGGUCUUGCUCUCCCAGCAGUCCAUCAUGGCGCUCAAGAUCGGCCAGCUCGGCAUGUCUUUCGGCCGGAUGGACAAGUUGUCCGACCGGAUCACCUUCCUCGACCGACUCAAUGUAGCGCUAUCGCUCGAUACCAAGCGCCGAGGAUCGCAGACCACCACCAGCUUCGAUGUCGACAUCCCUGAUCCCAUCAUCUUCAGGGCGUCAUACUCUGACAUCAUGCUCAUUCUCGAUAUCGUCAAUAAGGCCACCGCGGCUACGACCAAGGCGAUGUCUGGCAACUCGGAGCCAGGCGCGGAACGACAGGGCUCGACGGACCGCAGGACCAGCAUGAGUGCUCCUACCAGAGAUGGUAUCACUGAGUCCACCUCGGCUGCCAUCGUUCCUACAGCGACUGCGCGCAGGUCUUCGGUGCAUACGCAGAAGAAGACGAUCGACAAGGCAAAGGUGUUGAUUUCCAAGGAACAGCUCACGGCUCGCAUCAACGGCUUCCAGCUUGUCCUGGUCGGAGAUCUGCAGGAAAUGCCUUUCGUCCACCUGGCAACCAACGAGUUCCAGGUUGCGGUGAACGAUUGGACGGGAGAUAUGAAGAUGGCAACCUCGAUCACCACCUCCAUUCGAUACUAUAAUCCCAGCAACUCGUACUUUGAGCCCCUCAUGGACCCAUGGAAGUUCGAUCUGCGGGUGACGAGGAUCGCAGCUGGUCCCAACAGCAGCCCGCUCGACGUCAAGCUCAUCGCGAGGGAGCGCCUCGAGCUGAACGUCUCGGCUGCCUUCAUUGAGCUGGCUAUGACUGGCGCGAUGAUUGGGGAGGGACAGGGAAAGCAGGCUCGCGGAACCGAUGCUCCCUUCCGAGUGCGGAACAAGACCGGCCUGAAGAUCGCCGUCUGGCCAGAAUCGCGAGAUACAUCCAAGACGCCCACUGGGGUCAAGGAGCUGGACGAUGGGGCGGACGUGCCAUGGCGCUUUGAGGAUCGUCAUCGGGCUCGAGACAACGUAUCUGCGGCCCGACACAACUCGCUUGGUAUACAUAUUCAGAACACCGACUGGGACCCUCUCCGGAGUAUUUCGGUCGACCGUGAAGGACCGCAGAUCCUCUCUCUCCGACCCAAGGUCGACAAGGUGGCCCACCAGCUCAUGUGUGACAUCAAGGUGGAGAACAAUAUCAAAAUUAUCACCUUCCGAUCUACAUUCAACGUCGAGAACAACACGGCGCUGCCAAUCGAGAUGAUCAUUGUGGACGCGCAUGGCAAGGCGUCGACUGCGCAGAUCAAGAUCAACCCGGGAGAGUCGCAUCCUCUACCUCUGACUGCGGCGUAUGAGAAGCGGUUCCGCCUCAGGCCUCUCAAAGGCUUCAACUUCGACUACAGCUGGUCCAUGCCGCUCCACUGGCGGCAGCUCGUCGCUAGGCCCAUCCGCCCCAUCAGUUGCAAGCAUCAGACUGCGCAGAAGCCAGCAUUCUACUUCCAGGGCAAAGCCAACUUUGACGAGAACGACCCUGCCGCCAAGGUGUACCCACGCAUGACUCUCAGCCUGCGCGCGCCGGUCGAGCUGGAGAACUUGCUGCCGUAUGACAUCAAGUGGCGCGUACAUGAUAAGAAUACCACCCUCAGCUCGGGCGAGUACCUCAUCAGCGGGGGAGCUUGCCCUCUGCAUACGGUCGAACUCGGUCACUUGCUGCUCAUCAGCAUCGGACCGCAAGAUUGCCACUUCCAGCAGAGCGAUUAUGCCAUCAUCAACACCGACGAUCAAGAGCUACCCAUCGAGGACCACAUCCAGGUUACUGAUAGGGAGAACAUCCCUCUUACUCUUCGACUCCACUACUUUACCUACCCCAACUCUGGUGGGGCGGUCAGAGUCCAGAUCUACGCGCCAUACGUCUUCCUCAACAAGACCGGUUUGCCGUUCGAUCUUGCGGCAAAGGCCUGGUCAGGCGGACAGAGGGAGGUUGCUGGUCGGGCAGACUUUGCCGUGUUCAAUUUCCCUCAUUCCGACCGCAGAGAUCGUCUGCUUCUCAAGGUGGCCGAUUCGAAGUUCUCCAAGCCCAUGUCAUUCGACUCGCCAGCUGCGGAUAUGGCUGUAGUCAUGCAGACAGGUAGAGGUGACAAGGAGUAUCAUGUCGGCUUGUCAUAUACCGAAGGUCUUGGCAAGUACAAGUUGACCAAGGUCGUCACUCUCACUCCUCGAUACUUGGUCGUCAAUAACUUCGAAUACCCAGUCCGCAUCCGCCAGGAGGGCUCGGAUCAGACGUAUGAUGUUGGAAAGGGCGCCCAGGUCUCCGUCCAGGAACUGCUGGCUCGAGCGGAUCAUCAGUUUACCCUGACAGCGGACUUCUCGACUCAAAGAUGGUCGGCUCCGUUCAAUGCCAAUGACAUCGGCCGCACCCACCUUGUUGUCCAGCGGCAGUCAUCCUCGGGUGUUCGGACCUACCUCCUGCGGAUCGAGACGCACAUCCAAGGCUCCAGCUUCUUCAUCUUCAUCUCGAGAGAAAAGGAGCCUUGGCCGCUCAAGAUCAGGAACGACACGCCCUACAAGUUCAGCUUCCAGCAGAUCGACUCGGACAAGCAAUCGACCAAUCUCCCGGUCCGGGAUGUACCACCUCAUGAGGCCGUCGACUACUCGUGGGAUUACCCUACCGCCUCAAAGAAGCUGGUCAGGUUGAUCGCCGAGGGUGUACCGCUUUCGCAGGCAGUGGACAUGAUGGCUAUCGGUGUUCAGCCACCCAUCAAGCUGCCUCGCCAACCCAGCAAGCGCUCGGCCACGGUCUCGAUUGACAUCCAAGCCGACGGCGCAUCCCAGCUGCUGGUGAUCUCACCAUACGACGAGGAGACAAGCGUGUACAAGCCGAUGAGGGGCGCCGGACCAAGGCGGUCGGAGUCUACCGACAGCAUCACGACCAUGAGCACGCAAUUCGAAACGGUCCAUGUGGCCGAGAAGCCAAACAUGAACAUCCAGGUCGACCUCGAAGGCAUCGGGAUCUCGCUCAUCACCAAAAAGCCGGACGAGCUUAUCUACGUCUCGCUUCGCGGUCUCAGCGUGGGCUAUGCCGACUACUCGAAUUACUAUGAGGGAUUCAUCGACUGCAAGUGGAUCCAGAUCGACAAUCAGCUCUUCGGCGGUCUAUUCCCUAUUAUCCUGUAUCCUCAGGUCAUACCGAAGGACGGAAAGGACCUGGAGUCGCACCCGACUCUGCAAUUCUCGGUGGCGAUUUUGAAGGACCAAUCACACGGUGUCGUCUUCAUCAAGUACGCAACGAUCCUGCUUCAGUCUUUGACUGUCGAAAUCGACGAGGACUUCCUGUUUGCCUUGCUGGAGUUCACCAAGUUCAAGGGCGCCGGAUGGGAUAUCGAGCCGGAUGACAUCCUGAUACAGUACCCGAAGGGCAUACCGGAGCCAGCGAUGACGUCCGGCAAGGCCGACUUCUUCUUCGAAUACCUGCACCUCCAGCCCCUUGCUCUGAAUCUGUCGUUCAUGCGCACGGAUCGGGUCAAUGUGGACGAAAAAGUAUCAUCGAAUAAGAACCCCUUCUACUAUGCCUUCAACGCCCUGACCAUGGCCGUCGGCAACGUCAAUGAUGCGCCUCUCAAGUUCACUGAGCUCGAGCUUAAGAAUACCCGACUUUCCAUCCCGUCACUCCAGGAACGAGUCCAGCUACAUUACCAGGCACAGGUCGUUCCGCAGAUCUACCGAGUGCUUGGAUCGGCCGAUUUCCUCGGAAACCCCAUGGGUCUUUUCAACCAGGUCAGCUCGGGAGUCAGCGACAUCUUCUACGAGCCAUACCAAGGCGUGGUCAUGCACGGGAACAAGGAUAUCGGGCUUGGGAUCGCAAGGGGCGCGUCCAGCUUUGCCAAGAAGACGGUCUUUGGUGUUACCGACAGUCUGACCAAGGUCACUGGCAGUAUCGGCAAGGGGUUGUCUGCAGCUACGAUGGAUACCGAGUAUCAGACGAAGCGACGCAUGACGCAAAGGCGAAACAAGCCAAGACAUGCGCUGUAUGGUGUCGCGGCGGGUGCUUCUGCGUUUGCGGAUAGUGUGACGAGCGCGUUUGAGGGUGUAGCCUCCAAGCCUAUGGAAGGAGCCGAGAAGGACGGCGCAUCCGGCUUCGUCAAGGGUGUCGGGAAGGGCUUUGUCGGCUUGUUCACGAAGCCUUUGGUGGGCGUCUUCGACUUGGUCUCGACGUCGACGGAGGGAAUCAGGAACACGACGACAGUCUUUGACCAGGACGCGCUGGACAAGGCGAGAUUACCGAGGUAUAUUGCGUCUGAUGGAGUCAUACGGCCAUACUCCGAGCGGGAAGCUCUGGGCCAGUCAUGGCUCAAAGACCUCAAAUCAGGCGAAUACCGACACGAGACCUACAUCGCCCAUCUCGAUAUCCCUGGAGACGACGCCGUCGCUCUCCUCUCGGACCAACGACUCGCGCUCAUGCAGCUCCGAAAGAUGAAGUUGAUCUGGGAUGUGCCAUUAAGCGAGAUGCAGAGUCUGUCGCUGGAAGAUGGGGGGAUUGGGCUGGUAUUGCGAGGAGGGCAGUCGGGGCCAUUCUUGCCAAUUUCGGAUAGGACGGGGAGGGAUUGGUUGUUUAAGAAUAUUGGAAAGGUUGUCAAUCAAUACAAUAGACGGCAUGCUGCGAGAGAUGAUUAUUAG